AUGCAACAUCCUGAUGACAGGAGCACAGGGCUGGGACGGACAGGCCCCCAGAUCGCCCUGUGGAUUAUCUUCUCCAGCUGUCUCUGUUUCUCUGCCGAUGCAGAGAAGCUGUUGCUGCCACCAGAAACGGUCCAGCAGUGGGCGAAUGACUUCGGAAAUCAGAUCUACUCCAUCGUAACAAAGUAUUCUGGAUCACUUCUGUUGCAAAAGAAAUUCAAAGAUGUGGAGCCAAUCAUCAAGAUUGAGGAGGUGGAUGGUUCAGAACUUGUCCUGAAGUUUGCAGAGGAGAUGGAGCGCAUGCUGGGAAGGAAGAUGAAAUCAGUUAAGAGCUUGGCAGAGAAUGCAGAGGAUGCAGAUUUAUACCAUGAUUACAACGCAUCUUUGCAGUUUGAUUACUUCAACUCAGUGCUGGUGAACACAAUGGAUGAAGAUGGAAACUAUGUAGAGCUGGGCAAGGAGUUCAUCCUUGAAGAAAAUGAACAUUUCAACAAUCUCCCAGUCAACACAUCCCUGAGUAAUAUACAGGUUCCCACUAACGUUUACAACAAAGAUCCUGACAUCCUCAAUGGAGUAUACAUGUCAGAAGCUUUGAAUGAGGUCUUUGUUGAGAACUUCGAGAAGGACCCCACCCUUACCUGGCAGUUUUUCGGCAGUUCCACUGGCUUUUUCAGAAUCUACCCAGGGAUAAAAUGGACCCCAGACGCAAAUGGCGUCAUCUCCUUUGACUGUAGGAAUCGAAACUGGUACAUUCAGGCAGCCACCUCACCCAAGGACCUGGUGAUUGUUGUUGAUAUCAGUGGCAGCAUGAAGGGACUGCGUCUCACCAUUGCCAAGCACACCAUCAACACCAUCCUCGACACUCUAGGGGAAAAUGACUUUGUCAACAUCAUUGCAUACAGUGACUAUGUCCAUUAUGUGGAGCCCUGCUUCAAAGGCACUCUAGUACAGGCCGAUCUGGACAAUCGUGAGCACUUCAAGCUGUUGGUGGAUGAACUCCAUGCCAAGGGGGAGGGAAAGGUGAAAAAGGCUUUGAAGGAGUCUUUCCGUAUUUUGAAUGAGGCAACAGCAAAUGGUCAGGGCAGCCUUUGCAAUCAAGCAAUCAUGCUCAUUACAGAUGGUGCCAUGGAGGACUUCCAACAAGUGUUCGAGGACUACAAUUGGCCAGAAAAAAGGGUACGUGUAUUUACUUACCUGAUUGGCCGGGAAAUGACCUUUGCAGACAACGUCAAGUGGAUUGCCUGCAACAACAAAGGUUAUUACACUCAUAUUUCAACAUUAGCUGAUGUGCAAGAAAAUGUCAUGGAGUACCUGCACGUCCUGAGCCGGCCAAUGGUCAUAAACCAUGACCAUGACAUCAUAUGGACCGAAGCAUACAUGGACAGUGUGCUUCCCAACACAGCAGAGCUGUUCAACACACAAGCACAGAGCCUGCUGCUAAUGACCACUGUGGCCAUGCCUGUCUUCAGCAAGAAGAAUGAAACGCGAUCUCACGGUAUUCUCCUGGGAGUGGUGGGGACAGACGUUCCACUUAGGGAACUCAUGAAGCUGGCCCCCCGUUACAAGCUUGGAGUACAUGGCUACGCCUUCCUGAACACCAACAAUGGCUAUAUCCUCUCUCAUCCUGACCUCCGACCACUGUACAAGGAAGGAAAGAAGCUGAAACCAAAACCUAACUACAACAGUGUGGACCUGUCUGAGGUGGAGUGGGAGGACACUGAUGAAAUUCUGAGGACAGCCAUGGUGAAAGGUGAGACAGGCUCGCUAUCCCUGGAUGUGAGAGCCACAGUGGAGAAAGGGAGGAGGGUUCUUUUUCUGAAAAAUGACUAUUUCUACACUUCCAUCAAUGAAACUCCAUUCAGCCUGGGCAUAGUUCUGACACGAGGCCAUGGGAAAUACAUCUUGCUGGGCAAUGUGUCCAUAGAGGAAGGCCUCCAUGACCUGAUGCAGCCUGAUGUCACUUUGUCUCAUGAAUGGACUUACUGCGAGACUGAUAUUGACCCGCAACACCGCAAAUACACCCAGCUGCAGGCUGUCAUCCGCUACCUGACAGGGAAGGAACCAGAUCUAGAAUGUGAUGAAGAACUUUUGCAAGAAGUCCUUUUUGAUGCUGUGGUAACUGCCCCAUUGGAAGCUUAUUGGACAGCAUUAUUGCUCAAUGAGACUGGUGUGGAGGAAGGCAUAGAGACAUCAUUCCUAGGGACACGAGCAGGCCUCAUGCGUAUCACCAGAUUUGUUGGCACAGAGAAGAGAGUUGCAAAGAAGUUCCUGACCAAUUCAGACAAGGAGAGUAUCUUCACCAUGGACCAUUUUCCCUUGUGGUAUCGUCGGGCAGCAGAGAACCCCCCUGGCAACUUCCUCUUCUACAUUCCCAGAGAGGACACCCGAGAUGUUUUCAAGGACUAUGAGUACGACUAUAAUGAUUCCCUCAGAACAGAGGACCUUGAGCAGGAGUACAAGGACGAUGGAAAGAUAGUCAUUGCCAGUACUGUCGUGACCGUGACAGUCAACAAGAAGGUGGCUGUUGCUGCAGCAAUCGGGGUGCAGAUGACGCUGGCCAUGCUGGAGAAAAGGUUCUGGGAAACGACCAGACAGCCCAAUGACACGGAUUGCAGCUCAGUGGAAGGCUUGUGUCCAAUCAGCUGUGACAGUCCUGAACUGAGCUGCUAUCUAAUGGAUAGCAAUGGAUUCAUUCUGAUCUCUAAGGAAAAGAAGGAGAUUGGAAAGUUCUUUGGUGAGGUGGAUGGGGCUGUGAUGUCCCAGCUGCUCAGGAUGGGCAUGUUCAAGAGGGUGACACUGUAUGACUACCAAGCCAUGUGUAAAAGCAGUCACCACCACACCAGCAGCGCGCGGCCUCUGCUCAGUCCCUUCUACGGGCUGAUGUCAGCCUUGAAAUGGUUCCUCACUAACUUCAUGCUGUUCUUGCUAGAGUUUAACAUCUGCGGCUUGUGGCACUCAGACCAUCUUGCAGAGGCGAAGGCUGUCUUUCAUGCAUCUCACAAGCACAAGAAGCUGGACGUGAUGCAGCCGUGCGAUACAGAAUACUCCAGCUUCGUCUACGAGCCCUCCGUCAAAGAGACUAACAGCUUCGUCCAGUGUGCAAUGUGCCAGAAAAUGUUUGUGAUGCAGCAGAUUGCCAACAGCAACCUUCUCAUGCUGGUGAUCCAAGGAGAAUGUGACUGCGCCCGCCGGUUCCCCCCCAUUACCCUGGAGCCCAAGGAGGUCAAAUAUAAUGCUUCGGUCAAAUGCAACAGGAUGAAAUCACAAAAAAUUCGUCGGAGACCAGACUCUUGUCACUCCUUCCACCCUGAGGAAAAUGCCAAAGACUGUGGUGGAGCAUGUCAGAUUUCCAUGUCUGUGGCUUUGUUCCUGGCCUCCCUCACAGCCUCAGUGGUCCUGCGGUGACAAGAUCACUUCACACUCCCCAGCCCCAUGAGAUUUUCUCAAGGAUUAAAGUAGCUGAACAGGGGAUGGACACUUUUUUUGUUUGUUUUUAACUAAGUUGGAUGCAAUGCAACACAGCAGUGGAAAACUCCAGAAAG
Scleropages formosus (Asian bonytongue) is the source of this 3539-nucleotide messenger RNA. It is a transcript of the gene cacna2d4a, whose product is annotated as calcium channel, voltage-dependent, alpha 2/delta subunit 4a. Lineage: Eukaryota; Metazoa; Chordata; Actinopteri; Osteoglossiformes; Osteoglossidae. The record is from RefSeq and is a predicted model, not a curated record. The coding region runs from base 1 to 3402 and encodes 1133 amino acids. The transcript has 41 exons. Gene Ontology annotation, molecular function: voltage-gated calcium channel activity. Gene Ontology annotation, cellular component: voltage-gated calcium channel complex.